Molecule: messenger RNA, 897 nt
Organism: Arabis nemorensis
Lineage: Eukaryota; Viridiplantae; Streptophyta; Magnoliopsida; Brassicales; Brassicaceae
Source: the annotation of a GenBank genome assembly
AUGGAGAGAAACACACCAGUAAGAAACCCUCACACUUCCACCGCCGAUCUGCUUUCUUGGUCGGAAACUCCUCCUCCUCCUCACCACUCAACCGCUUCAGCCGCGCGUUCUCACCAGCCGUCCGAUGGAAUCAGCAAAGUUCUCGGCGGCGGUCAGAUCACCGACGAAGAAGCUCAGUCACUCAAUAAACUGAAGAAUUGCUCAGGGUACAAGCUUAAAGAGAUGACUGGUAGUGGUAUAUUUACUGAUAAGGCGAAAGGCGGAUCUGAUACCGAUGCUACUGAUCCAAAGACGGGACUUCGUUACUAUCACCAAACUCUGAAUGGAGUGAGUCAGAUAUCUUUCAGCGCUGACGGGAAUGUUUCCCCGAAGAAACCAACCACUUUAACCGAGGUUGCAAAGCAAAGAGAGCUGAGUGGAAACUUGCUAACCGAGGCGGAUUUAAAGAGCAAAAAGCAGAUAUCGAGUGCUAAGAUCGAAGAGAUAAGUGGUCAUGAUAUCUUUGGACCUCCACCUGAGAUUCAGCCUCGGUCAUUGGCUGCUGCACAACAAGAAGCUAGAGGUAACAGAGACAUGGGAGAGCCUGCACCGAGGAACUUACGCACUUCUGUUAAAGUUUCCAAUCCUGCAGGAGGACAAAGCAACAUACUAUUUAGCGAAGAACCUGUUGUGAAGACAUCAAAGAAGAUACAUAACCAAAAGUUUCAAGAACUCACUGGCAACAGUAUUUUCAAAGGCGAUGAAUCUCCUGGUACCGCAGAUAAGCAGUUAAGCGCAGCUAAACUCCGUGAAAUGAGCGGAAACAAUAUAUUCGCAGACGGAAAGUCAGAAUCCCGUGACUAUUUUGGCGGUGUGAGGAAGCCUCCAGGCGGUGAGAGCAGCAUUUCACUGGUCUAA